AAAAAAACACUAUCCUUUGCUGCAUUCUUCGAGUAACUUUUUAUAUUUAAUAAAAAAGAGGUAUCGUGAUCACAAAUUUUUGAUGUAGUAUUUAGAACUUUUUUAUAUAAACAUUUUUACUGGAGAUGAUCUAACAAGAGAAAUUUGAUAGUAGUCGCUGCAUUUUUUAUUCGAACAAUGUUAGUCAAAAGGCGAUUUAUCAUAUUGUUAUUUUUUACCGCAUUACUUGCGAGCCCAUUACUAAUAUCUGGAAAAAAGGCUUUUACUGCGCAAGUUGUCGAAGAUAUAGUCCAAAAUGAGAUUGCUAAGAAGAUGCCAGCAGCAGCUACGGGAGAAGGGGGAGGUGGAAAACACCAAAAGAAGAAGUCAUUAACAGGUGUUCAUUUAAAGGAAGCAACAGAUGCGAUUAAUAAACUGGUAGACGAAAGCAUAGUUGAUCGAGUUCAAGAAGCAGAGAAGGAAGUAUCUCAAAUGCUUUUGAAAAGCAUUGAGCAUCAUAUACAAGAUGCAGGAAAAGUGCUGCUCAAGCAGGAUGAAAAUACUUGUCGUGAUAAACUAGAAAGCUGUGAUAAAUUAUCUGAAGCAGGGGUGUGUGAAACCUCAAAAGACGCCAUGGUCAUAAACUGUCCAAGUAGUUGCAACUUUUGUGGCAUGCUUGAAGAACUAAAGACUCAAGCAAAGGUCGACAAAAUUAAAGAAGAAAGUAAACCAAAACCAAUUAGAAAGAAAAAAAGGAAAAGUAAAAAAUUAAGAAAGCACAAACGAAAACAUCGUACAUCUGUAAAGAAUUCAAAUCUGGCUCCAGAGGAAGUUCGUUUAAUACAUGAAAAUAUGUUAAGUCAAGCCAUAGACCAUGCUAAUUUACCCAUGGCUGUAACAAAUACACCAGUGGCUACUGAUUAUGAAAGUUCGGCUACAGAACAUCAAAAUAGCGAAGCUAGAGAAUACGAGGAAGACGAGAAGCAAGCUGCAGCAGAAGAAGAAAAAGAAGAAAAGGAAAAGGAGGAAGUUGAAGCAGAAGAAGAAAAAGAAAGACAGCGCGAAGAAGCAAUAAAAAAGAAAAAGAAGGCUUAUCAUAAACGUAAACACUCCCCAGAGCCAGUUGCUGCUUCAGAGGAACCAAAAGAAAGCGAAUUAAAAGCCAGAUGCCAUCCAAUGUGCGCAAAACAAUGUUUACCAUCGUGUGGGGAAGGAUGUUGCAAAACAUCUUCUGCAGCGACAAAACCACGUUGCCAUCCAAUGUGCAAAACAGUAUGUUUACCAUCUUGUGGACAAGGUUGUUGUGCACCAGGUGUUUUACCACAGCCGCAACAGCACGAAGGAAUGUGUCCACCUGGGUGUCCUGUGUCUUGCGCACCAAUGUGUCUUGAUGAUUGCUGUUAUAAUGCACAACAGAGCAUGCAACCACCUCCACCUCCACCUAUGUUACCGCAACCACAGUUUCCUCAAGUGACCAUCGAUCCAACAGAACUGCCUAUAGUAAUGAAUGUGCCAGCUUGUACUGGAGAUUGUAUAAACUCAUGCGAUGCUUCAUGUCCAGCAAUGUGCUGUCCUAGCAAUAUGGAACCAUACGCACCUUCGCCAGGUAAAGUUUUACAUUGCCCGUCACCUUGCUCACAAAGCUGUGCACCAGCCUGUCAACCUGAUUGUUGUCAAGCAACUAUGCCACGUAGAAAACCUCCUCCAUCUCCUCCACGUCCUCCACCACCUCCCCCACCUCCCCCACCUCCCCCACCACUACCACCUCCACCACCACCACCACCUCCUAGACCACCACCAUCUUCUUUGCCGGCUCCAUUUGAUACUUGUCCUGGUCAAUGUCCAAAGAUCUGUGCACCAGGCUGUGAUUUUGACUGUUGUCGUCCUUAUCUUGACCCAGUUAUAGUACAACAAAUGCAACAGGAACUAAUGCCACCUCCUCAACUACCACCACCUCCUCCUCCACCACCACCACCGCCACCUCCUGCUCCUCCCAUGAGUAAGGUUAUACAUAUACAACACGUAUAUACGCCGCAGCAACCGGUUCCAGCACCACCAGUUAGUGAAUUACCAGCUACAUGUCCAUCUGAAUGUCAGCAACAUUGUGGACCAGCAUGCGCAAGAGAUGGAUGUUGUACAGACAAAAAACGCAAACGAAACGAGAUGCCCAGAGCACCUCAACAUGGCAGAUAUAAAAAAAUAAGACAGAGAGUCGGUGUAAUUGCUGACUAAGCAUAUUUAAAAAACAGCUUUUUUAUAAAAAAAGUGCUCAAUAACCAACCAGAAGUCAUUUCCAUUCAUCAAUGCACUGAAAAUAUUUGUCUUUAAUAUACUCCACCAUCCCUGUUAGUCAAAAGCCACUUUAGAGUAUUUAUAAUAGUAUUACGAUAUUUUUAAUAAAACGCGUUACUCCACGUUGUCCGGUAACGCAAAUGCUUCGUUUGUAGCUGGCGAAUAGAUGACAUCGAUAAACAAAAAGUUUCGGAACUUGCUGGAACGUAAACUUCACGAAAAAAUGUCUUGUUGGUGUGAUGUCCCAUUUGGCAGAAACUUGUACAUGCGAAGUAUUUUUGUAAGAAAUUAUAGUAAUUAUUUAGAGGCGAAAAGAGCAGAUUGUUCAGUGUAUACUUAAGAAUACAUGAACAUUGCACUAGCGAAACCUACCCAACUAAAGUAGUGUCUCCAAAUGCCCAUUUCUACAUUUAAUUUUGUGUGCUUCUUCGUAGAUAGCAUUCUCUCGAUCUUAAAAAAAAUAUUCUCAAGAAAGAAGAAACAGGCACCACUUGUGUACUGAACAAAAUCCUUCUAUGCCUAAAAUACAGAACUACAUUGUGCCAAAUUGAUUAAGCAAUUUCGUUUAUUUUCCUAUAAUUUUUCAGAAAUAAAUAUUCUACGAAUAUUUCUAAUAUUAGAAAAGUAUUAAAAAAUACAAUUUUAAGGCUUCCAUGUAUCUUCAAGCAUGCAAAUUUUUUUUUUUACAAAAAGAAACUAAUUAGCUUUGUGGGUAACAUUCUCGUCUGUAUAAAGCAUUGCAUUUAUUCGUGCAUGAAAAAACAAGAAUUUUGCACGGGAAUAAUUUCUGAGCUGUUAGAAAGUUUUGUAUUUUUUGUGUUGUUGUCUCUUCGUCUUUUUUGUUUUACACAUCUCAUCUCAUCCUGUUUUUACUUUGUGAGCUAACUAGCAUAUUUACAGAGUUUUGUAUCAUAACAACAAUAAUAUAAUAACUAGAAAAAAUCAAAUUGUCUUCCUCUGAUAUUCAGACAUUAUUUUCCUUUUGGGUAUGGCUUUUUUGGAAGAAGCAAUGAAGCUUCAUAACUUAUGUAAGUUGUUCCUAUGACAUGGCACAAUUAUGGUACAAAACGAAAAAUAAAUAAAAAAAUAAAUUAGCCUUAUUAUUUCAUCCUAACUGUUCUUACUCUCCCUAACGUCUUCUAAUUGUUGCUGACGUCAGCAUGGCCAUUUUACACAAAUUUUGGGGCCUUCCUGGGGCCCGACGUGGAUUAUUUCGGUGUGCAGGCGUGCUAGAGAAUAUUAUUAGCAACAGCUCAACGUUAUUUGCCUGGCUUACGUAUGUGC
Hydractinia symbiolongicarpus is the source of this 3555-nucleotide messenger RNA. Its product is annotated as protein enabled homolog. Bases 178 to 2211 code for a protein of 677 amino acids. Lineage: Eukaryota; Metazoa; Cnidaria; Hydrozoa; Anthoathecata; Hydractiniidae. The transcript is spliced from 8 exons. The record is from RefSeq and is a predicted model, not a curated record.